AUGAAGUUGUUCUAUUUCUGGUACGAGGACAGCACCAGCACAGUUGAUCAGUACGAGCAGCGACAGAACCUGGUGCAUGAGACCGGGUAUGGUGGAGAAGAUGAUCAGGAUGGGGAUGGUGGAGCAGCCCCUUCAAUCCCCAACAAAGGGAAGGGUGUUGGAAAAAAUGGUGGCAAGGGAAACAAAGGAGGCAAGGGAGGCAAAGGUGGCAAGGGUGGUGCGUCCAUCCCUGUUCCAAAAGUGCCCAAAGAGAAGAAACCCAAGACUCCGAACCAGUUGGCGCGGGCAGCUAUUGCGACUGCAAACAACAAUAUCUUGGAGAUCUCCCAGCUGAACCUGAAGUUGGCCAAAGCUGGGGUGACCGCUUUGGUCCAGCAGUUGGCUGUCAGCGAGACCGAACUUCGGGCGGGGAAGACAUCCCUGGAGACUGCUUUGGCGAUGGACCAGGAUCUGGUUCAGCCAACCAAUGUGUUGGAAGAUAUCAACAAGGCCUUCAAGGCGACCAGUUGUGCCGAGCUUCAGCGCUCAGCUGCGGCUGCAGUGGCAGAAGCGCAGGUGCCAGUUCUGCUUCCCCACGAGGUCUACCACUAUUUGUAUGCAUCCAAAAAGGUCAAACUCGAUGUCAACAAAAUCAAAGAGUAUUGGGAAAAGGCUGCGUCAGCAGAUCAUCCCGGUGCUUGGGGCGCCAACGUGGUCGGGUUAUAUGGUGAUGAUUGCAAAUACAACAAUGUUGGCGAAAAGGUGAUUGUCAUUGCCAUGAACUUGGUUCUGUUUGAACCCAAAAGCUCCCUGUUUUCAAGUUUGAUACAUUUUCGAUGGGCUGGACUUUACAUCCUUUUUGGUUCGUUUUUCCCAAAUUUGAAGGCGUAUGAUUUUGUUACCAAAACCCAAUGUCCACAAAAUCAGGUUUGGACCUGUGCCGGUAUCCACUGUUUACCCUUCGGUGCUCUCUGGCAGUCCCUGACUACAGCCUCCAACCCAUUUGGGAAGUGA
This is a messenger RNA of Cladocopium goreaui, 993 nucleotides long. The record is from the annotation of a GenBank genome assembly. Lineage: Eukaryota; Dinophyceae; Suessiales; Symbiodiniaceae.